AUGCCUGCUUUCAAUUUCUCGACCACUGGGUCCGAAGUAGUUGCUGCGUUGCCAGAUCGAGUCACUGGAAAGACAUUUGUGAUCACUGGAGCCAGUUAUGGUGGGCUUGGAGCCCACACGGCCCUUUACUUAGCAGCCGCCAAUCCUGCUGAGAUCAUCCUUCUCGGGCGCUCCGAAGAGAAAGUCUCUCCAGUCAUGAAGGAGAUCAGCAAAAUCAGCCCCUCUACCGUUGUUCGACUUAUCAAAAUUGACCUCGCGUCCUGCGCAUCAGUGCGCGCCGCGGCAGCGGAGAUUAAUGCGUCUGUCUCGAAGAUCGACGUCCUCAUUAAUAACGCAGGCAUUAUGGGUGUCAAGUUUUCUCUGACUGCUGAAAACGUGGAAAGCCACCUGGGUGCUAAUCACAUUGGUCAUUUCCUGCUCACCAACCUCCUUAUUCCGAAACUUGAAGCGUCUGGUGGUGGUGCCCGGAUUGUGAAUGUAUCCAGUGCCAUGUACCAGUUCAGCCCAGUUAUGUUCGACAACUACAACUUCUCCGACGGCAAGACCUACAACGCUUGGAUAGCUUACGGACAGUCCAAAACAGCAAAUAUCUUGUUUGCCGUUGCAUUGGCUAGGAAACUGGAGAAAAAGGGAAUAAAGUCCUAUUCGUUGCACCCGGGAGUCAUACAGGCAACGGGUCUGUCGUCCGGGGUAGAUCCAGCAGCGUGGCCAGUUGUGGGACCUAUGUUCGAAAGCAAGAAGCUGGAGAUGCCGAAGGAAAAGAACAUCGAGCAGGGCUGCGCAACUACUCUUGCUGCGGUCCUGGACCCCGCGCUUGACGAUCAAUCAGGUUCAUUUCUAAAUGACUGUAAUCCAGAAAAGGUUUUGGACUACGCCUCUGACGCCUCCAAUGCAGAUAAGCUGUGGACUCUGAGUGAGAAAAUUGUCGGAGAGAUAUUUUGCUACUGA
This is a messenger RNA of Penicillium subrubescens, 948 nucleotides long. Its product is annotated as SDR family oxidoreductase. The coding region runs from base 1 to 948 and encodes 315 amino acids. The transcript is spliced from 3 exons. NCBI's taxonomy places the organism in Eukaryota, Fungi, Ascomycota, Eurotiomycetes, Eurotiales, Aspergillaceae. The record is from RefSeq and is a predicted model, not a curated record.